Messenger RNA from Megalopta genalis, 5255 nucleotides. RefSeq lists its product as uncharacterized. NCBI's taxonomy places the organism in Eukaryota, Metazoa, Arthropoda, Insecta, Hymenoptera, Halictidae. The record is from RefSeq and is a predicted model, not a curated record.
AGGUAUUUUGCACGUUCCUCGUUUGUACCGUGUUGCUCCGUGUAAUACAUUCGAAAACUAAACGGCUAAGCGAGUUCCUGGAUGAUAAAAGGAUCCUAAACAAAAUCGGAUACAAAAUAGAAGAUCUCGAACUGAAAGUCAGCAUACUAACAUACAAAAUGCAAUACGGCUCGUGGCCUAUGCCCCACCAGAUUCAAAAACCAGGCUUCAAAAAACACUUGAAAAAUCUUCGAUUGACCCUGUCGAACACCAACGACCGCGCCGAUUGGAUAAAACACGUGUUGCUAAGCCCCCGAACGGACAAGUCGUUCGUUUCGUUUCGAAACGGAAGCUAUUAUCCCUCUGAACAUCAUGUGACGGAGCUGUUUGAUGCGAAGAAGAAGUCUCUUCAUCCCUACGUAAAACGCAACGUUCUAGAACACAUCAGCAGAUCAUCGAAAAGCGACAGCGACGGAUCCCAAAAGAUAAAUCCCUUCGAGCUUAAGAGGGCGACAAGUCGAAGACGACGCAGAGCGUCGAAGAGUGAAAAUUUCCAAGCGCGGAACAGUAACACGAUCCCGAAUCCGAUCUCCCAGCGAAACAGUAAAUCAACGAGCAAAUUAAGAACCCGUAAAACUGAGAAAACAGCCGCGCCUUGUAAAAGGUUCACGAGAACUAUGGACGAGUGCAAGCGAUACUUGAAAGAGUUGUACGAGAGCAAUAAAUAUCUUGGUCUGGUCUGCAGCUCUGUGGAAACCAGUAACGAGUCCUUGACGAAAAAUGACUGGCCGGAUGCGCAGCAAGAAAACUGUACUCAACCAGAAGGUGCAUCUGACGUGGGUGAAAAAUCGAGGGAGAAUCCAGGCAAAGAGACAUCGUCGGAACAAAGAACCGCUGUUGCGGAAAAGAAAACAAGGGAACAGUAUAAGGGAAAUUGUUUGGAACUGUCCAAUGCUGUUUGUCCGGUCGUGAGGUUGAAGGAGAAUUGUUUGAUGCCAUCAAAGAUGAACAUAACGUUUCGCAGCGAAAUGUUCCCUCGACAAUCUUCGCACAUGAUGAUCCCGCAACCAUGUGAACGCCAAAAAUUCGUAGAAACGUCCCAGGAGACGUUGUAUCAAGUGAAGAAGAAACUGGAGAGUUUGCACAACGUGUUACGAACUUACGAAAUGCAGAAUUCCGAGAUGAGACUAGCAGGCAAGCCACGAGACGGUAAAAGCAGCUGGAACAAUGCUCGUACUGAUGUCAUGAACAAAGCCGUUUCAAUUGAAACAGACAAUAACGGUUGGAACGAGAAGAACAAAAACAGAGUGAGAUUCGAUACCGCCGCGGGAAAGCACUUCGAUGAUCUACACAGAACCGUUUACAUCAGUUCCGAACAAUAUGACAGUGACGAAACAGGCAGAAGUUCUGACGUGUCUGUUCGAAGUUAUUCCCAGGUGCUCAGCACUUACUAUUCGAACAAUUUGAAGAAGUCGUAUUCGGUUGACAAAAGGGAAUACUCUUCGAUCAGAUACGACAAAAUUCCGGAGAGGAUAUAUUACACUAUAUCAUCUGACUUCUUCGAUAACGAGAACAUCGCCGUGGCAGGUAAUUUCGCGUUACCAGACGUAUACGUUGAAAACACGCAAACAGGAUCACUUGGUUAUUUAGAUAGACAGACUGCACCGAUGGAUACUGAUGAAGACCUGCUAAUAACUUCGCCAACCUCGAGUCGCACAGAGAUGUCCAAGGAGAGCGAAUCCGAUGAUAAGUCCACGGCAGUGUUGCUUCAAGAGGCAUUGCAAAUCAAAAGAGCGCUGCUGACACGUGUAGAGUUGGAAAAAAUAUGCUAUAUGGAUGAAGAUGAAAAACAUGUGCAGGCAGAAUAUGUGUCAGAGUGUGGCAAAUGUUCGUACGUUGACAAUAAUCUGCAAUCGAAACUAUUGGAUAUCAUAUCGGAGGAACAAUCGAUCAGCAGCUCCACCGACAGAGGUAGUCGAACUUACAUGUUUCUAAACAUAAAACAAGGAAAACAAUUAGCUCGUUCUUCAACGUUCAGCAAUAAUGUAAGAAAUUUUAGGCAACAAAAUCAAGUUGCGGAUCAAGGUAUAAAUAUGGAAAAUGUUGAGUCGAAUAAAAAUCUUGGGUCAGGCUCCGAAUACUUUAGUAUCAAUAACAUAAUGCAGGAAAAUGAUCAAAUGAAUCUUAAUCAAGCAUCAUUAUCGGAAUACAAAAGUUGUCAUGAGAUUAAAUCUGUUAAAUCCGCAGAAAUUGCAACGGAUAAUUUACGUAAAAAAUGUCAAAGUUAUACUUCGAGUAUGUUCAACGGAAUGAACGAAGAUACGAAACUUGCAAACUGUACGAAAAAUGAAAAUAACGAGAACGAUUUCGAGUCGAACUUCUUACGUAUGAGCAACAUAAACGAGCUUGUGGAUAUUAACAACAGCAGCACAGAGAUAUUUUCACAAAACUUAAACGACUCCUUCAUAAAUGAACAGAAUUCUAGCUUGAACAAAAACGAAGAAUGCAAUUUUCUGGAUUCGGACACUGCAGACCAACGUGCAAACGUUGCAUUUCUUACAGAUGUAGGCAACUUUGUAAGUACAACAUUGAACGCAUCACAGAAUGAGAAAUAUAUUGAAGAAAACGAGAUUUUAAUAUCUAGUCCUAAUUUGAGUUUAAAAAGGCACCCAGGCACGUGCUCUCUAAUAGAACAAACAUUGGUGACAGAAAAUGAAACGAUGAAACUGCACAUGGUGAUAAACGUCGCAGAUACAAUGUAUGAAUUGUCAGCUUCUGAGAGCAAAGAAAAUUCUUUGGAGACGAACCUGCAAGAUUCAUCGAGUGUAAAUCAGUCGAACGAUUCUAACAUUCCAGAGCCUCCGUCUACGACAGCACUCACUAAUAAAUCAUUGGACGAAGAAGAAUUAAAUGUAAAUUGGUCAACUAUCAAGGACGGCUAUACUGACCAUUACAUUAACGAGAAAAACGCGCAAAGAGCUUCAACGAACACCAUUACUCUUCAGAAAUACGAUUACGUGGAAGUGGAACAUUGUAACAGAGACGUGUACAAUGAAGACGCAACUCCAGCAGAAUACAGAAGCUUAGAAGUUCAUUACCAUGAAAAUAGUAAAUUGAAAAACGGAAAAGAUAAUUCAGUUAUGCGGAGUUCUGUUGCAACCUCAAAUAACAAAGAGACAAUUAAUGUGGCAGAUCUGUAUAAAUCAUAUUCCAACCUCAUUUCCCCACAGAGCAGCAUGUAUUUUACGGAUGAUGCUUCAAGUUCUGCUAUAAAAUUAAACAAUACAAACUCAAAACAUAUGGAAACCGAUCUACGCUCGACAUUAAAGAAUGAAAAAGCAGAUAUCGAAGUACGCUACCAUGAGAAAAACGCAAACGACACUGAAAAUGCUGAUUUAUUAUUUAUUUCCAUAUCGAACGAUGCUAAUACUAUUAAUAAAAUGGAAAGAGAGUCCUAUGUUAAAAUUACAAAUAACGAACAUCGUGUUGAACAAAAAUUAGCAGAUUUUAAUGAAGAUAUAGAUGACAAAAGUAAAACAUCGUCCGAGAAUGAUAUGGACAGUGACAUUAAUACGUCGAUAAUUAACAAAACAGAGGAAACGAUAAAAAAGGAAAAAACUUGUAACAAUGAAACUUCAAUAUCAUACGAUAAUACGUGCAAUGAAACAUCGAUACGAAGAACAAGUGCAAAUGUCAAUGAUAAAGAGCAAUCCAAUUCAUCUGUAAAUAAAGCAAAACUGACACAUGUCGAUCAAACUACAGCUUUAUCAGCAGUAUCUUCGCGUCAGGUUUCACCGCGAAUUACGAAAGACAAUCUACAGAUGAAAAAUGUUAAUGCAAUGAUAAAGUCAAAAAGUCAAGAGAACUAUACCGUAAAGUCUGAGAUAUUCAAGAAAUCGGUCGCUUCGCAAAAUUCGAAAAAUCUCAAAUCUGAUUCGAUAAAUAUUGUUCACAGUACGAGAGAUCAUAAUGGUACAUCACGAACCCAGAUAAAAGCUAGAAAUUUGUCUGCUGAGCCUAGACAUAAUACUGAUCAUAGUUUUAAGUUAGAUAAAAAGAGAUCUCAAUCGCAAAUAAGUUUUCGCUCGAAUGCGUCAUCGAAUAAUGCAAACUGUGUGAAUUGUACGCAAUUGCUUGACUCUAAAAUGAAAUUAAAAAGACUCGCGAGGUUGUUGACACCGGUACCAAAGACAUCUUCGCGGUCGUGUAUACCAAUCUUAAAAAGUAGACUGGAAGCAGCGCGUAAAACAGAGAAUGAGUCAAGACAUAGAAGUCCAGUGAGAGGGCCAUUGACGAUGACAAUGUUCUGGAGGGAUAAUUUGUCUAGCAAGAGCCAUUAUGCGACUGAAGAAAGCUUAAAGUUGGAAGGCACAUCGGAGAUCAAUGAUCAAUGCGUCGAGGAAAUGAACGCGUGUGAAAAAAGUGCAAACGAUACCGGAUCAUUGCGUGCAGCGGAAAAUACAAUUACAAAAACCGACAGUACGAUCACUGCGCAAGAACAGAUGGUAAUCUACGUCAACAUAUUCACAAAAUAUGAUCAUAACGCAACGAAGAUAGUAGAUCCCAACAAAUUUUUAAAAUAUAUUAAAGACAAAGAGUUGAAUAAACAAAACGGAACCAUCGACGUUGAGUCUAAUAAGAACGACGAAGAUCUCGCAAAAGGCACAGUCGAAAAGAAACAAAGCGCAAUGCACAAAAUUCUUACUAUUGUUUCUUCGGUCAUAAAUGGUAACGAGCUGAAUCAGAAUUUGUCCGCUGAUUUAACCGCUUCAAAAGCGAACAGUGAACCGUUAACAGAUAGUUUAUCGAACGAGAAAUUGAAACAGUUAUGUUUUCUGUCUGUGGAGCAAAGAGAAAUUGAUGUUACCGCUAAACCAUCGGUCACCGAUACAAGCACGUCUAUCACGGAUUUAGGAAAUGUUUCGAGACCGUCGGAAAGCGCGUUAAGUAAAUUCCAAAUAUGCGGAGUACCCAAAGAAUUGAACAACGACGAAUACGUAGCAUUACUUGAGAUACUCUAUCAGGAACCAAAUAUGGCACACCUACGUGAAUUGCAAACCAUUUGCAAGAGACUUGUGUCAGAAUCACAAUAAUCCAACUGACCGUCGAUGAAAAAUAUUAUUUAAUAUCUAUAUCCAUGAAAUUCAUAAAUAACGGUCCCAGGCAUACUUUUUAUAUGUUGUCCUUUUAUUAUCUAAUAUAGGAUAACCACUCUGUGUAAUUAUGUUGUGUAUAUAUGAGCACAUUUUGAAAUAAAUAUGUUUUUAUACUUUUAA